Setaria italica (foxtail millet) is the source of this 945-nucleotide messenger RNA. RefSeq names its product RING-H2 finger protein ATL66. The record is from RefSeq and is a predicted model, not a curated record. Lineage: Eukaryota; Viridiplantae; Streptophyta; Magnoliopsida; Poales; Poaceae. Bases 116 to 676 code for a protein of 186 amino acids. The transcript has a single exon.
GGAUACCUCCUCUUUGUUUGUUCUACUCCGUCACCGCGUCGCAUGUGUGUGAAUGAUACAAUUCCCAACUGGCUCUCGCUAAACGUCAGCGCUCCCACUUCCACUGCCGCGCCAUAUGGUUCCCUCCGCCGACGCGUUCCGCGGCAACCCGCCCGGCCCGGCGGGCGGCGGCGAUGAUGACACCGAGAUCCGAGUCCUUGUCCCGCUGUUCCUCGCCUCCGCCUUCCUGUUCUUCGUGACCUACCAGCUCUUCGGCCUCGCCGCGGCCGGCGGCGUCGUGGCGCUCUUCGCCGUCUUCGCGCUCGCCGCCCACCGCGUCAGGUUCUCCUGCGCCUUCCCCUUCCUGCACCUGUCCUGGCCGGGCGUGACCACCGGGGGCGGCGGCAGCGGCGCCGUGCUGUUCCGGACUGGGGCGACCGGCGGGAUGGACGCGGCGGCGAUCUCGGCGCUCCCAGCGGCGUUCGGGUACAAGCGGGACCACCCCGCGACGGGGUGGGCGCAGUGCGCGAUAUGCCUGGGCCUGGUGCGCGCCGGCGAGGCCGUGCGGCGGCUGCCGGCGUGCGGGCACCUGUUCCACGCCGGGUGCAUCGACAAGUGGCUGCGCGCGCACGCGACGUGCCCGCUCUGCCGCGCCGCCGUCGGCGCCGCCGCCGCCGCGCCGGAGCUGCCUAUCUAACGGCAUGGCACCGGCGCAAUCAGAUCGUAGGGAGUUUGUUGCUAUGCUAGGGAUUCUCUUCAUUAGUGCUGAGUUCAUCAGAAUUCUGACAUCGAGUUCGUGAUCUUGGCAUGAAACCAUUUUCGUGUUCUAGAGGAGUAUUAGCUGAAUUAAUCCGGGACUGAAAUUAUGGUGCGUGAAAUGUGCAUGAGAAUUGUUCGAGAACAUCAUCGAGGGGUGGAUAACUAAGGGUGUGUUUGGUUGCAUGCACCACAUGAUGCAUGCAUGGA